Linnemannia hyalina is the source of this 1014-nucleotide messenger RNA. The record is from the annotation of a GenBank genome assembly. Lineage: Eukaryota; Fungi; Mortierellomycota; Mortierellomycetes; Mortierellales; Mortierellaceae.
AUGUCGAACAUGAAUAUCCAAGGAUCAUCCGGUCGCCCCCAAGGUGGUCAAGACAUCGCCUCCCUUUUGGCUCGCUCCGCCGAGACCAACCGAAUGCGAGAUGCCGCCAUCAUUGCUGCCAGUGCCGCCCAAGCCCUUGCCCAAGCCCAAGACCCUGAUGACUCCGAGAUGGGAGUGGAUCGCCCCCCGGCUGGAUCCACCACCCUCGAUGACCUUAUUAUACGUUUGGGUUUAGCAACCCAGACGGAAGGUUCCUCUCUCCACCCUGGCAGUUAUCUUCCCUCUUUUAAGAAGGGAGCUCUAUCUGAAAAGGUGGCCGCUGACAUUCUACACAAGUUUGUCAAUAGAGCGGCCGUUUUGAUGGAUAAAGUCAAAGCGGCAGAGAAAGUUCUGCGAGAACUGAAUGUACACACAACUGCUGACUAUUGGGGUAAACCCUUUGUGAACAACAAUCGUGUUACAUUGUCCAAGGAAGCACAAGCUUCUCUUAAUGCUGAGUACAAUCUACUCCUUGUCAAUGUAAUUCGCAAUGACAAGGUUAGUGUGAUUGCCAAGGCUCAAGAGGAACUUGAUCAAACCCUUCCGAAAAACCUAUCUGAUGCAUUACAGGCAUCAUUGGUCUCUAUUGAGACUAAUGACCGUCUUACAAUGCAAGGUAAGGACUAUACUCGCACCCUUCUUAAGGCGGCUGCACAAGAGUUUGUCACUCAAGUACAGGCGCUGAGGGUUACCGCAGAACUUGAGGCAGUUAACAAUGGAUUAAAGAAAAUCAAGCUGAACAAGACUUCCGCAAAGCGCGGAAAAGGCAAAUCACCCCCUCACAAGCGCAAGAACGAACUUUCCAAGUUCAAGGGCCCAAAAGGCCCCGCGCCCAAGAAGGGGAAGAACAACAAGAAGAACGGACCCAAACCCAAAGGACCCAAGAACCAUCCCAAAGGGAAACAUCCGUCCGCGAAGGCAGGCAACCAAAGAAGCCAAAAUGGCGCGCGCCGAAACGCAGCCAGAAAGAAGUAA